ACAGAGGCACUUGUGUUCCUUGUUCCUCAGGCCUGGGUGGUCAUUUGUUCUAGUCACACAGCUUUUUAGGGUUUAAGAGGUAAACCAAGAUUUCAUUUUCAAGAUGGAAAGCCCAUCCGACUCAGCUGUGAUUUUACCUAGCACUCCACGGGCCUGCGCCAAUCCACCAUCUCUCCGUACAAGUAGCACAAGAAAACAACCUAUGAGUGCAACACUUAGAGAACGAUUAAGGAAAACUAGAUCUUCGUUUAAUUCCUGUUACAGUGUGGUGAAACGUCUUAAAGUAGAGAAUGAAGAAAAUGAUCAGACUUUUCCUGAGAAACCAGCAUCUUCAACAGAAGAAAACUGUUUGGAACUUCAAGAAAAUUUUAAAAACAUAGAUGGUGAAUUCAAAGAAAGUACAUAUUUGAAAAAUACCUUCAAGAAUAUCAGUGCAUGUGUAUCUAAAUCUCUUGAUACUGAGUCAUGCAGUGAUCUCCAAAGUGACUUUGUGAAUGAGGAUCUUCCCAAACAAGGAUUAAGUGAAGAAGGAACAAAAUUGGUGAAGCAGAUUGAGGAGAAAGAAGACGUUCUUCGGAGGCUAAAACUGGUCAAAAUGUAUAGAUCAAAGAAUGACCUGUCUCAGUUACAGGUGUUAAUACAGACGUGGAGAAGCUGUAGCCAGCUGUUACUUUAUGAGUUGCAGUCAGCUAUGUCUGAGGAGAACAACAAACUCAGCCUUACUCAGUUGAUAGACCACUGUGGGUUAGAUGAUAAAUUGCUACACUGUAACAGAAAUGAAGAAGAAUUUAUGGGUGUUUAAUUCAUAAUUUUUUCUCCAGAAUAUUUUUGAGAAUGACAACUUAAAAGAUAAUACAUUUUAAAAGGAGGGUAGAAACCAUUAGGGCCUGGAGAAAGGUAUCUUGAUGAACAUCAAUUUAGGGCACUCUGUUAUAUAAAUAUAAAAUAAGUUCUAAAAUGAAAAUUUAGUAUUUUGGAUAAAUUUGCCAAAGAA
Messenger RNA from Mirounga angustirostris (Northern elephant seal), 994 nucleotides. RefSeq names its product swi5-dependent recombination DNA repair protein 1 homolog. The transcript has a single exon. The record is from RefSeq and is a predicted model, not a curated record. Gene Ontology annotation, cellular component: Swi5-Sfr1 complex. NCBI's taxonomy places the organism in Eukaryota, Metazoa, Chordata, Mammalia, Carnivora, Phocidae. Gene Ontology annotation, biological process: positive regulation of DNA-templated transcription; double-strand break repair via homologous recombination. The coding region runs from base 104 to 802 and encodes 232 amino acids.